GACAUCUGAGAGUUGCAGGACACCGGCCCUCCAGGACCAGGAGUGUCCACCUCUGAUCUAGAAGAACCGGAAGACACAGUAAACUGAGAGUUUUUCUUUUAUUAAAACUUACCUUUUUUUAUUUUUAUUUUUUUUAAGCUUACCAGUGUUACUUUACUUACAUGUGAAAAUGACAGCCUCCUGUUUCCUCUUGAGGAAAUGCCAUUGAAUGUAUAGGUUUUUUACCAUGUGGGGGCAGCAAACUCCACACUUUGAUUAAAGAUACUCUACUAGUAAAGUAACAAAGGACUUCUUUCUCCUUAUCCGUGGCGGGAGACUCACUUCCUUGAAAGGUCCAUGCGACAACAUUAUAGCUUUUAGGCUUUAACCCAUUUUUGCACCAUAUAAAUCGUGUGACAAUAGAAGUUCAGCUGACUGCUUCUGGCUCGUAAGUUGUUGUUGACCUGCUAACCUGUUACUACUUGCUUUCUUUGAGAAACUCUGCUUCAAAGGACAUAAGACAAAGCAACAACAUUACGAUAUUCAGGGUUCAGACGGUUGAAGUUUCAUAUACCAGCGUGUGUAAUUAUCGCAGUAAUGUCCGCCAAGGAGACCCUGAAGCGUAAUAAAACAAAACUCAUCGAUGUUUUAUGUGGAGAUUACCAAUUUAUCCUCAACAAAGUUCAGGAGAAGAAGCUGAUAACUUCGAGGGAAUACAACAAUCUCGAGGGCAUCAACAAAGAGUCUGUGGAGUACCACGUUACAAAGCUUGUGGACAAGGUCAUGAAUAAAGGAGAAAAAACUUGCCAAAACUUUCUGGAGCUUCUGCAAACCGACGACAUUGCUGAAACCUAUCCUGACCUGGAGAACAUGAAGCUACAUGACGAUUUACUCAAGCCGGUCCAAGCUACCUCACCUCACAGUGCAGACAUGGUGCCUGAGACUGAAAGGAUGAAAAAGGAUGAGGUUUAUGAACUCAAAAGCGAGCCUGUUGGUCUCUGCCUGAUCAUAAACAAUGAGAAUUUCCACAGCCUCAAACAGAGAAGGGGGACAGACAAAGAUGCCGAGAGUCUAGCAAAGGUGUUCAGCUGGCUGGGCUUCAAGGUGCUGAUGUGUAAAGACCAAACCAGGGACAAGAUGGAACAGAUACUGAAGGUAGUUGCCUCUCUUCAUGAUAAGGAGAACCAACUCCAGCUACUGGAGUUGGAUGUUCAGGAAUGGCGUGUCGGCUGCCUCUCUGCUCCCCAGCAGCCGGUUGGGCACGGCGACGCCUUCGUCUGCUGCAUUCUGAGCCACGGGUCAUUAGGAAAAGUUUAUGGGGUCGACUCACAGCCUCUUGCCAUUAAAGAAAUUAAAAGACAUUUUGUGGCCACUAAGCUGCCAGCCCUCACUGGGAAACCCAAAGUGUUCCUGAUUCAGGCCUGCCAACACGAGAAGGAUGUACAACAAGGGGUGUUGCCGAAAGAUGUGGAGGAGGAUAGUGCACCGUCCAUUCCUGAGGAAUCAGAUUUUCUCGUCGCCAUUUCCACUGUUGAAGACUACGUAUCUUUUAGACACCCAAUAGAUGGAAGCUGGUUUAUCCAGUCGGUGUGUGAGCAGCUGAAGCUGCACUGCCCUAGUGGUGAAGACUUUACUUCCAUCCUGCAUCGAGUAAACCACAUGGUGGGCCAGCAGGAGGGCUCCGUCUGUGUUGGCCUGAAAAAACAGGUUCCUGAAGUGAAAUUCACUCUGAGGAAGAAACUCGUUCUGUCGCCACAUUGCACUUGAAGUCCGACAGCGCCUGCAGAAGAGUGUGGCUUUAAGAACAUUCUUUAUCUAAAUGCAUGUAUAGUGAUGUAUUUUUCACUAUACGUCUAAAAAAAUUAUAUGUGUGUAAUUUUCUUAGGAUACUGGAUUUUCCAAUCUAAUUUUAAGUCUCAACUUUUGUUUUCCUCUACCAAAUUUAAAAGAGUCAAAGUCAAAAGUGUGGCCAGUGAUGGUGGAUGUCUGUUUUUAUUUUUUUCUGCUGUCUCCUUUAUUAAAUACAUAUAAAUACACAUGCCAAAUAUACAACUGAUCUAAAUAUCAAAUUCUGGCACACAGCUAAAUUUUCAAUUUUAACAUAUUCAUCAUGUUGUGAAUAUGUAUUAUAAGCCUACAUGUAUAGAUUUAAGUUGCAUAACAUGAAAUCCCAAUAAUAAACCCAAUGUUGCUCAAGUGCCUAAAUAUAAUUUGCAAACAAUAACAGAAAUAACAUAACUUUUAUUACCGUCUUCAAAUUUAGAAGAAACGUAACCAAUUUAGAAAAGCUUUUGAUUUUCAUUAAUUUUAUUAAUUUACAAAUAUUUGGCUGUAGGAAGGCUCACCUGCGGAGGUGCAAACCAGACU
Gambusia affinis (western mosquitofish) is the source of this 2346-nucleotide messenger RNA. Its product is annotated as caspase-8-like. The transcript has 5 exons. Gene Ontology annotation, biological process: proteolysis; negative regulation of extrinsic apoptotic signaling pathway via death domain receptors. NCBI's taxonomy places the organism in Eukaryota, Metazoa, Chordata, Actinopteri, Cyprinodontiformes, Poeciliidae. Gene Ontology annotation, molecular function: cysteine-type endopeptidase activity. The coding region runs from base 577 to 1746 and encodes 389 amino acids. The record is from RefSeq and is a predicted model, not a curated record.